Molecule: messenger RNA, 3423 nt
Organism: Drosophila serrata
Lineage: Eukaryota; Metazoa; Arthropoda; Insecta; Diptera; Drosophilidae
Molecular function (GO): protein binding
Source: RefSeq, a predicted model, not a curated record
UCAAACCAAACUGAGCUGGAAACUACAGUUCUUAAGGGUGCUUAAAGCUCCAUGGAAAGUUCAACGAGAAGCGAGUCGUAAAAAUUUUCUACAAAUCAUUCCCAAAUCAUAAACAAGUGCGUUCGAUUAUAUUAAUAAAAGGAAAAGUAAUAAACGCGAGUGGAGUGUGUGCAAUAAUAUAAUAAUAGUAUUAAUCAUAAAUCGCCAUUCAGUUGGAUGUUCAGUGUUCUUGAGACAUGCAAAAGUAGUAGCCAGUGGAGUGUUAAAAAUUGUACAACAAUAAAAGCAACACAGCACUUGCGAAACACAAAUUUUUUGCGAGUGCGCUUUAUUUUGGUUGUUGCUAUUUUUGCCGCCGACCAACGACGCCGCCGCCGCCUCAACAAAAGAACUUUGAUAACCCACGAUUGUAACGAAUGAUUUGCAUGAAUUUGGAGGCAAAUUUGGAGCUGAAAGGAUUAAGCAGUCGCAUACUUUAUGAGCCCAGUGAUCCUACAAGGAAUAAUGCUCAGGCUUUGGCUGGUCCAUAUAAUAACGAUAUGUGUGCUAUUAACUAAUGUUAAGUCUGGUGUGCCUAUUGGAACCGGCGGACCAUCAAUUAUUUUGGAGAGCAAAGAUGCUUUAUUAACCUGCGUAGUGUCCGAUAAUUCCUCAAAUAACACAGUAAUAUGGAAAAAGGGUGACGAGAUCCUUACCGCGGGCACAGUCCGGGUUACAAAGGAUCAUCGGGUGCGAAUUCUCCACGAUGAAAAUCCCAAGGGAAAGAAUCUGGAGACGGGCGGUGAGGUGUGGGUGCUUUUGAUUAAAACCCUCAAGCCCAGCGAUUCGGGGGCGUAUAUAUGCGAGCUUAACUCUGAUCCUGUGCUGCGCAGCAUACACAUACUGACAGUCAAGGAGCUGCACUCGUCAACGGGUGGUCCGAGCAAUUCCACGGACACCUCCACCGCGGAAUCGAGUGAUGUGUUCCUGCUGCCACCGCCGCUGGACGCGCAGGACAAUCGCAGCUUCUGGCGGCCAAGUCAAGUGCCGCCGCUGGUCACUCACGAUUUCACGGAAUGCUGCGAGCGGGCCAAUGUUUCGGCCCAGUGCAUGGGCUUCUGCAACGUGCACAAUAUCCUGGACGGGACCACUGGCGUCGAUCCCGAGGCCUGCGAACGGGACUUCCCCGGCAUUGUGCGUUGCAUGGCCGAUGGCCGCAAUCAUGUGCCCUGCUGUGUGGAGAAGCAGAUUCCGGAUUUGUGCCAGGACAUGUGUCGCGGCGAGUACACUCCGUUCACGGACAAACUGAAGACGCGCGUCUCCUGUGUCCAGCACACGCUGAGCGGUCUGCAGUGCAUCCUGAAGGGUGUCCAGCUGAUACCCAGUUCGCCCACCUUCCUCACCAUCGAGAAUGUGAGCGAGACGAGCGUGAGUGUGGGCUGGACGGCUCCGGAGAAGCUGGCCGAGCGUGUCUCCGGCUACACCAUCAACGUGACCAAGUUGCACAGCUUCGAUGAGGAUGAGCUGAGUGGUGAGAUCAUUCACCGAACGGCAGCCGAUACCGCCGAGUCUGUGGAGCUUCACACUGUUCCCGCGAAUCAAACGCAGUUGGUUUUGAGUAACCUAACACCGCUGGCUAUGUACGCUGUCAUUGUUACGGCCACGAAUGAGUAUGGAACGAGUUUGCCCAGCGAAAGGUUGAGAUUCUUUACACAUACCAGUGCCUCGGCGGCGGAAUCAAGAGCUGGAACCACGGACAAGCAGGCGAUGCCCCAAAUACCAGACACUCGGCAGUGUUGCGAGGAUAAUGGUAUGACCCAUCGGAUGUGUCUGGAUAAAAUGUGUGAUCCACAAAAGACCGAUCAGGCCACGUUGCCUGAUUUUAUGGUGUGUGCUCCAUGGUCGAAUAUUACCUUCAAUUGUUUGGCCAACAAUAUUGAUCAUACGCCCUGUUGUCGAGCGAGAGGAAUACCUUCGGCCUGCUUUCCACUGUGUGCUGGCAAGCUGCAAUCGUUGGACUUUAGUUUGUUCAAAUGCCUGCGCUUCAUGCCCGAGUACAACAGCUGUCUGUUCCAGGGAUACGGAGUUCUGGCCGAUCCGCCAUCCAAGCUCCGGACGGUGGCCAAGACGGACAGCUUUGUGAUUCUGGACUGGAACAAGCCGAAGCGUCUGGCCGACACCGUCAGCACAUAUCACGUCAAGUUCCGACGUUUGGGCGUUGGCGAUGACUAUCUGAGCGUGGAGAAGCGCCAGCCACCGCUGAUUCUCGAGGGUCUCGAGGCGGACAUCUACUACGAGUUCUACGUGGUCUCUGUGAAUGCGUACGGGAAAAGUGAGGCUUCGCCGCGCCUCAUCACCCGCACCCUGCCAGCGGAACCGGUCCAGCCAAUGGCCUCCAGAUACAACAUGACAACCUGCUGCCAGGCCUCCGGAUUGCUGCCCCAAUGUGCUCCUCUCUGCUCCUACAACAUCCGCCUGUCCGAUAUCGAGCGGUUGGGUCCAGCCUGUCGAGCCCAAAUGCCAAUCCUGGCCAGAUGUGCUGCCGGGGGACGUGAUCAUAGUCCGUGCUGCAGUCGCCGCGGCGUCAUUAACGCCUGCAUGCCCCUCUGCCGUGGCGUAAUGCCCCUCGCCCUGACCACCAAAUCGGCAACGGGAGCAUCAUCGGGAGCAACAUCUGCGGCAACGCCAUCCUCAUCAUUGUCCUCAUCGUCAUCGUCGUCGUCGAGCAAUGUGCCCGAUUGUUUAUCAUAUGCCGGCAACAUUCUGCAGUGCUUCGAAGAAGGCACACAGAAUAUACCAGGACCACCGGAAGAUGUGCAUGCGACAUUUGUGAACCAGAGCAGCAUCAGCUUGGUCUGGACCCAACCGGAUGCGGAUGGUGCUGGUGCUGGUUCGGGUAACAGUAGUGGUGGUUCAGGUGCUGUUGCAACUGGAAAUGCAUCGCCAGGUGACAUGAUAACCGGCGAUGAACUGGCAGCCGGUGCCGUGGAUUCAACAAAUGGGAAUCCGGCCGUCGCUGGAAGGGAUAUGCCAUCGUCGUCGUCGGUGGAUGCCACAAGUGGAACGACAACUGGAACGGAGGAUAUUGAAUUCAUCGUACAAUAUGGCAAAGUCAAUAACAUGACCAUGUACGAGACAGUUGCCAAAUUGGAAAAUGAAUUGACCACCAAUGAGACGAGUAUCGAUUUGACGAAUUUGGAUGCGAAUGCCUUGUACCGCAUUACGGUUGUGACGCGGGGCAAAUUUGGCACAUCGCUGCCGGCAUCGAUGCUGCUGCUAAACACCACGGACCAGCAUCGGACCACCGAAGGAGAGGGUGUGACCUGGGGUGCCCCAUCGCCACCACACUCGCUGACAGUGGUGGCACACAGUGCCACCUGGAUGCAGCUCACUUGGCAGCCGCCCGAGUAUGCCCAUCCCCAUGAGAGGAUUACCUACAGGUGA